Messenger RNA from Aspergillus affinis, 372 nucleotides. RefSeq names its product 60S ribosomal protein eL31. NCBI's taxonomy places the organism in Eukaryota, Fungi, Ascomycota, Eurotiomycetes, Eurotiales, Aspergillaceae. The transcript has 3 exons. Gene Ontology annotation, molecular function: structural constituent of ribosome. Gene Ontology annotation, cellular component: cytosolic large ribosomal subunit; ribosome. The record is from RefSeq and is a predicted model, not a curated record. Gene Ontology annotation, biological process: cytoplasmic translation. Bases 1 to 372 code for a protein of 123 amino acids.
AUGUCCAACGUCCAGACCACCGGCAAGAAGCAGCGUUCGGCCAUCGCCGACGUUGUGUCGCGCGAGUACACCAUCAACAUGCACAAGAGAAUGCACGGUGUUAGCUUCAAGAAGCGUGCCCCUCGCGCCAUCAAGGAGAUCCGCGCUUUCGCUGAGCACGCCAUGGGCACCAAGGAUGUCCGUGUCGACCCCCAGCUCAACAAGAAGGUCUGGGAAGCCGGUAUCAAGGGCGUUCCCUUCCGUCUGCGUGUCCGCAUCUCUCGCAAGCGUAACGACGAGGAGAACGCCAAGGAGAAGCUCUACUCCAUGGUCUACGCUGUCAACGUCAAGGAGCCCAAGGGUCUCCACACCGCCGUUGUUGACGACGAGUAA